UGCCGCUCUCCUUACUCGCUCCAGAAAAAUUAUUAAUAUUUGUGUAAUAUUCAAUUAUUAGUGUCAGUGAUUUCAAAGUAAAAUUGAUUGAAAAUUAAACAUACUCUCACUUUAUAUUAAAUCAAAAAAUGCCGUGCUGGUACUUUGAACACGAAGACUUAAAAAAUACACCCUCAAUUCAAGAUGGAAUGGAUUAUGGGACUGAGUGUCAGUACAGAAAAGCAGGUGCCAGGUUAAUUAUUGAUAUUGGUUUUCAAAUGAACCUGAAUUAUAAUACAGUGGCUACUGGAGUUGUUUACUUUCAUCGGUUCUACAUGCUCCAAUCAUUUAAGCAAUUCCCAAAAUAUGUCACAGCAUGCUGUUGCUUAUAUCUAGCUGGAAAAGUAGAAGAAACUCCAAAAAGAUGUCGAGACAUUUUGGAUACUGUCAGAUCACUAUUACCUCCACAUGAAAUCAAGAUUUUUGGAAAAGAUUCCAAGCAAGAGAUAUUAACUCUCGAAAAGGUUCUACUUCAGACGAUCAAAUUCGAUCUUGAAGUUGAACAUCCCUAUAGUUAUUUGCUAGAAUAUGUUAAAUCGUUAAAAGGAGACAAACUCACACUAGAAAAGAUGGUUCAAAUGGCUUGGACUUUCAUUAAUGAUAGUUUAUGUACAACAUUGUCAUUACUUUGGGAGCAAGAGAUCAUUGCGAUAGCUGUGAUACAUCUGGCUAGUAAGUUAAAUAAAUUUGAAAUCGUCGACUGGAAAGGUAGGCAACCAGAACAGUCUAGAUGGUGGGACAUGUUUGUUGAAGAUUUAUCAUUGAAUCAGAUUGAAGAGAUUUGCCGUCAAAUUUUGGAUUCAGUAUUCAUAGAUAAAUGAAUGAUAUUACCUCAUUCAACGUUUGAUCUUCCACGACUUCAUCUUCAUCAUCUGCAUGGAGAAUAUAAUAUAUAUUAUAUUCUCCAUGA
Messenger RNA from Chelonus insularis, 949 nucleotides. Its product is annotated as cyclin-K-like. The transcript is spliced from 4 exons. The record is from RefSeq and is a predicted model, not a curated record. Lineage: Eukaryota; Metazoa; Arthropoda; Insecta; Hymenoptera; Braconidae. Gene Ontology annotation, cellular component: nucleus; cyclin/CDK positive transcription elongation factor complex. Gene Ontology annotation, biological process: positive regulation of DNA-templated transcription, elongation; regulation of transcription by RNA polymerase II. Gene Ontology annotation, molecular function: cyclin-dependent protein serine/threonine kinase activator activity. The coding region runs from base 129 to 860 and encodes 243 amino acids.